Molecule: messenger RNA, 2080 nt
Organism: Scheffersomyces coipomensis
Lineage: Eukaryota; Fungi; Ascomycota; Pichiomycetes; Serinales; Debaryomycetaceae
Gene: VMA2
Product: H(+)-transporting V1 sector ATPase subunit B
Exons: 1
Coding region: 217-1743 (508 amino acids)
Biological process (GO): ATP metabolic process; vacuolar acidification; proton transmembrane transport
Cellular component (GO): proton-transporting V-type ATPase, V1 domain
Molecular function (GO): proton-transporting ATPase activity, rotational mechanism; ATP binding
Source: RefSeq, a predicted model, not a curated record
UCAUGUAGGGUAAUUUGAAUCACUAAUCAUAAAUUAAGUAGGGGCGUGUCCGCAGGGUCAAAAAAAUCUUAAUAUCGAAAAAACUGGAUUAAUUUAAAGGACGACCCCCAUCAUCAAUCUUAUCGCUCAAUUUAACUCUAAAUCAUAUUGAACAAGGAGACAACAAUCAAUUGCCAUUCUCUAUAGUCAAUUACCAUAUAACAUAUACAUAUCGUCAUGGUUCUCUCCGAUAAGGAAUUAUUUGAAUUAAAUAAAAAGGCCGUUACUCAAGGGUUUAAAAUUAAACCAAGAAUCAAUUAUAAUACUGUUGGAGGUGUUAAUGGUCCAUUGGUCAUUUUAGAUAACGUGAAAUUCCCUCGUUAUAAUGAAAUUGUCAAUUUAACCUUACCAGAUGGAACUGUUAGACAAGGUCAAGUCUUGGAAGUUAGAGGUACCAAGGCAAUUGUUCAAGUUUUUGAAGGUACUUCAGGUAUCGAUGUUAAAAAGACUAGAGUUGAAUUUACAGGUGAAAAUUUAAAAAUCCCAGUAUCUGAAGAUAUGUUAGGUAGAAUCUUUGAUGGUUCUGGUAGACCAAUUGAUAAAGGUCCAAAGAUUUUUGCUGAAGAUUAUUUAGAUAUUAAUGGUUCUCCAAUUAAUCCAUAUGCUCGUAUUUAUCCUGAAGAAAUGAUUUCAACUGGUAUUUCUGCUAUUGAUACUAUGAAUUCAAUUGCUAGAGGUCAAAAGAUUCCUAUCUUCUCUGCAUCUGGUUUACCUCAUAAUGAAAUUGCUGCUCAAAUUUGUAGACAAGCUGGUUUAGUUAGACCAACUAAAGAUGUUCAUGAUGGUCAUGAAGAAAAUUUCUCCAUUGUUUUCGCUGCUAUGGGGGUUAAUUUAGAAACUUCAAGAUUUUUCAAACAAGAUUUCGAAGAAAAUGGUUCUUUAGAAAGAACUACUUUAUUCUUAAAUUUAGCUAAUGAUCCAACCAUUGAAAGAAUUAUUACUCCUCGUUUAGCUUUAACUACCGCUGAAUAUUUAGCUUAUCAAACUGAAAGACAUGUCUUAACUAUCUUAACUGAUAUGUCCUCUUAUGCUGAUGCUUUAAGAGAAGUUUCUGCUGCUAGAGAAGAAGUUCCAGGUAGAAGAGGUUAUCCAGGUUAUAUGUAUACCGAUUUAUCAACUAUUUAUGAAAGAGCUGGUAGAGUUGAAGGUAGAAAUGGUUCAAUUACUCAAAUUCCAAUUUUAACUAUGCCUAAUGAUGAUAUUACCCAUCCAAUUCCUGAUUUAACUGGUUAUAUUACCGAAGGUCAAAUUUCAAUUGAUAGACAAUUGCAUAAUAGAGGUAUUUAUCCUCCAAUCAAUGUUUUACCAUCCUUAUCUCGUUUAAUGAAAUCUGCUAUUGGUGAAGGUAUGACUAGAAAAGAUCAUGGUGAUGUUUCCAAUCAAUUAUAUGCUAAAUAUGCUAUUGGUAGAGAUGCUGCUGCUAUGAAAGCUGUGGUUGGUGAAGAAGCUUUAUCUACUGAAGAUAAAUUAUCAUUAGAAUUUUUAGAAAAAUUCGAAAAGAAUUUUAUUGCUCAAGGUGCUUAUGAAAAUAGAAGUAUUUUUGAAUCUUUAGAUCAAGCUUGGUCAUUAUUAAGAAUUUAUCCAAAGGAAUUAUUAAAUAGAAUUAGUCCAAAGAUUUUAGCUGAAUUCUAUGAAAGAGAAAGAGAACAAGAUGAUGAUGAAGAAGAAGAUGCUGAUAAAAACCAUGAUUUAAUUGAUGCUUAGAUGUUAUAAAGAAGAUAUCUUUAUAACUUUUUGCUUAUUGCAUAGACUUUCUUUUUCUUCUAAUUUCCAUCCUUUAUUACGAAAAGUAACUUUCACCUCACCUUUCCCUUUUUUAAAUUUCAUUUCAUCAUCUUAAUUUUGAGAGAGAAGAAGAUACCAUUUUAUCAUUUUCUGUUAUCAUCAUUUUAGCUAUUAUUUUUCCAUUCCUUUGUUUUUAACCUAUCUGGAUAAAUUUAUCAAACAUUAUUAUUCUUAUUAUUAUCAUCCAUCCAUAUUUUUUAUUAGUACUCUUUUUAUAUUAAUAUACACGUCAAAAAUAUUUUUACAUUUCGAAAGU